AUGGACAUCGGUGGUUUGGAGACAGUGGUGGCAAAUUCUGCCUAUGUGUCCGCCCGUGGCAGCGUGGACGGAGCUGCAGCAGCCUCCAUGCGUGACAAGAAGAUGCGUGCCAGGCUGAAACUCCCACACAUCAGAGAUUGUGAACACAUGAAGGCCACUGUAGACACAACCUUUGACAGCAUGUGUGUCAAACAACCCAUCGGUAAGCGCCUCUUCCAACAUUUUCUGGAGAGUGACGUGACCCAUAAAAAUGCUGGAGAGCUGUGGAGAGACAUGGAAGACUACACUGUAUGCCAAGAGAAGGACAGAGUACAGAAGGCCCAAAAAAUAGUCAAUAAGUACUAUGAGUCAGCUUCAAAGAAUUUUUGCAGCUUCCUGGAGGAGAAGGCCGUCACUCGAGUUAAAGAAGACUUCAAGAACGUUCGCGGUGACCUGUUUAAAGAGAGCGAGCAGCAGCUGCUCAAACACCUGGAGAAGAUGGCCACAGAAGGCUUCAAGAACAGCAUGUACUUCCUGCGUUAUGUUCAGUUCAAAUGGUUGGAGAGCCAGCCUUCUGAUGAGGAGUGGUUCAUGGACUUCAGGGUCCUGGGUAAAGGAGGUUUUGGGGAAGUGUAUGCUUGCCAGGCUAAAGCAACAGGCAAAAUGUAUGCCAACAAAAAGCUGGAGAAAAAGAGGCUGAAGAAACGCAAAGGCUACGAGGGGGCAAUUGUGGAGAAGCGAAUCCUUGCAAAAGUUCACAGUCGCUUCAUCGUGACACUGGCUUACGCUUUCCAGACCAAGACAGACCUCUGCUUAGUUAUGACCAUCAUGAACGGUGGAGACCUCAGGUUUCAUAUGUAUAACGUGGAUGAAAAAAAUCCUGGUUUCAAUGAGAAGAGAGCAUGUUUCUAUACAGCUCAGAUCAUCUGUGGGCUCGAGCACCUUCAUCAGCACAGGAUCAUCUACAGAGACCUGAAACCAGAGAACGUACUGCUGGAUGAUGCAGGACACGUCCGCCUGUCAGAUUUGGGUCUGGCUGUUGAACUUCCACCAGGAAAAGACAAAACUACUGGAUAUGCUGGAACUCCAGGUUUCAUGGCUCCAGAGCUGCUCCAGAAGAAGGAGUAUGACUACACAGUGGACUAUUUUACUCUGGGAGUCACCCUGUAUGAGAUGAUUGCUGCCAAAGGGCCCUUUAGAGUACGAGGAGAGAAGGUUGAGAAUGAAGAGGUAAGUCGCAGAAUCCUGAACGAUCCAGUUGCAUAUACACCCAACUUCACCAAAGAAUGCAAGGAUAUUUGCGAAGGCCUGAUGGAGAAGGACCCAGCGAAACGUCUCGGGUUCAAAAAUAAUGACUGCACAGAUCUGAAGAAUCAGCCCUUCUUCAAAGACAUUAACUGGGGCCGUCUGGAAGCAGGCAUGCUACCUCCACCAUUUGUCCCUGAUCCUAAGAUGGUCUAUGCCAAAGAUAUUGAUGAUGUGGGUGCCUUCAGCACAAUCAAAGGUGUGGUCCUGGAUAACAAGGACACUGAGUUCUACAAUGAUUUUGCUUCUGGCAAUGUCCCAAUCCCCUGGCAGGAGGAAAUGGUAGAAACAGGUGUAUUUGGAGAGCUGAACAUCUGGGGAGAGGGCGGCAAACUGCCCAAUGACCUUGACCCAAACUUUGUGGAAGCCAAAGGUGGGGGGUGUGUCCUGCUUUGA
Messenger RNA from Seriola dumerili (greater amberjack), 1680 nucleotides. RefSeq names its product rhodopsin kinase-like (gene grk1b). The transcript has 7 exons. The coding region runs from base 1 to 1680 and encodes 559 amino acids. Gene Ontology annotation, biological process: regulation of signal transduction; protein phosphorylation; signal transduction. Gene Ontology annotation, cellular component: cytoplasm. NCBI's taxonomy places the organism in Eukaryota, Metazoa, Chordata, Actinopteri, Carangiformes, Carangidae. Gene Ontology annotation, molecular function: G protein-coupled receptor kinase activity; ATP binding. The record is from RefSeq and is a predicted model, not a curated record.